ACGGAUUUAUUUUUCGAGCAUAAAGAAAUUUUCCGUGAAUUUUUAUUAUUUUCAUCAUUAACUUUCUGAUUUAAGAUGAACUUCCUGGGAUUCGGACAAACUGCAGAUAUAGAUAUUCUUUUCUUAGAUACAGAGAAUCGAAAAUAUGCAGAGUGUCGUAUGGAUGAAAGUGGCAAAAAAGAAAAAUUAUUAUUAUAUUAUGAUGGAGAAACAAUAUCUGGCAAGGUCAACGUAACAUUAAAAAAGCCUGGAACUAAAUUAGAGCAUCAGGGAAUCAAAAUUGAAUUGAUAGGCCAAAUUGAGUUAUUUUAUGACCGAGGAAAUCAUCAUGAGUUUUUAACACAAUUAAAAGAACUGGCGAGGCAUGGAGAUUUAAUUAAGAAUACCAGUUACCCUUUUGAGUUUCCAAAUGUGGAAAAAUCCUACGAAGUUUAUACAGGAUCGAAUGUUCGUUUGAGGUACUUUUUGCGUGUAACAAUUGUUCGACGAAUAAGCGAUAUUGUGCGUGAGGUCGACAUAGCUGUACACACAUUAAGCAGUUAUCCAGACAUGAAUAGUCCAAUUAAAAUGGAAGUUGGUAUCGAAGACUGUCUACAUAUAGAAUUUGAGUACAACAAGAGCAAAUAUCAUCUUAAAGAUGUCAUUGUUGGAAAGAUUUAUUUUCUGCUGGUUCGCAUCAAAAUCAAGCAUAUGGAAAUAGCUAUUAUUAAAAGAGAAACAACUGGUGCUGGCUCGAAUGUAUUUACGGAAAAUGAAACGAUCGCCAAAUAUGAAAUAAUGGAUGGAGCCCCUGUCAAAGGCGAAAGUAUUCCAAUUCGAGUAUUUUUAGCAGGAUAUGAUCUGACACCAACAAUGAGAGAUAUUAAUAAAAAGUUUUCUGUGCGUUAUUUUCUUAAUCUUGUGUUAAUGGAUACUGAAGAUCGUCGCUACUUUAAGCAACAAGAAAUUACUUUGUGGCGCAAAUCUGAGAAAACAAGAAAGUCUCUCUCAAAUAGUGCAAUUGGCGGUUCCUCUGGUCAAGGAAGUACCAAUAAUUUAACACAAGCUCAGCAAAAUGCCCAAAUGCCAACACAUUUGGUUCAAGGCGCAUCGUCCUUAAUUCAUCAUAAUCUUUUAACAACAACAAAUGAGCAGGAACCAAUUGGUGGAGGAAAUACUACAUCAUCUCCUGUUGCGCCGACAUUAACUGAUCAAUCAAAUAUGGGAUUAUUUACAGAAGAAGAAAGUCCGCAGCAUGAAGCUCUUGGAUCAAAAGUUCGAAGCAAUCCAUUGGCUUUUGAUACUGAUGAUGAUAAAACACCAAGCAAAGAGGAAGACGCCCCAAUUUCAUCCAAUACUACUAAUAGUAAAGAUCAGCCUCAACAACAACAAUCAAUCGACGAAUCUUCUUCGCUUUUUGAUGAACCGGCAAACACAGUAACAACAACUGAACAACAAACAAAUAAUGCAAUAAGCAAUAAUGAUGUUCAAACUUCGGCUACAACAACAGAAGAUUAAUAUUCAUAUUUGAGGACUAGUUAAGCUAUUAAUGUAUCAUAAUGAUAGUAAUGAUGAUGAUGGCGAGGAAGUUUUUUCUUUCAAGGGGAAACCUUAUGACAGUUAAGGAAAACUUGACGUAUAGUAUAGUUAAAGUAAAAUUCUCGUGAUAGUCCUAACAUUCUUAUUGAAAGUUUUUAUUGAAUCAAACAUUAAAGAUGAUGAUGAAAAAAAAAAUAUUUAGAGAAAAUAAAUCAAGUCCCCUUAAUUAAAGUAAAUCAAAUCUCAUUGUUAUGAAUUGAAAUAAUCAGCAAUUUAUCAAAAUUAUUAAACAC
Molecule: messenger RNA, 1811 nt
Organism: Chironomus riparius
Lineage: Eukaryota; Metazoa; Arthropoda; Insecta; Diptera; Chironomidae
Source: the annotation of a GenBank genome assembly